Molecule: messenger RNA, 860 nt
Organism: Pogonomyrmex barbatus (red harvester ant)
Lineage: Eukaryota; Metazoa; Arthropoda; Insecta; Hymenoptera; Formicidae
Source: RefSeq, a predicted model, not a curated record
GUCGCAGCCACCGCGGUGCGAUUGUGUGUUCCGCGGUGCAUGCCGUUUGUCACCAUUCAAGACGGCGAAUGCCGAGCGAGUUUCGCCACGAGUCGACGGCGAGAGGAUUCUCCAUCGAGGUCUCUCAGAGGUGGCGACGGGGCUGGAGAAGCGGGCGGGACGCCCGCGCGUUUGUGGAAGACACUGGCGGCUACAGCGAUGCCGGCGAUGAUGUCGUGCGACGAUGAUUGUGAACAUUUCGGGCGACGGAUAUUUGAAAAAGGUAGGUGUUCGUCAAUCGUGAUGCGUAAGAUGAGUACCGGCAGAAUUUCAGGAAAUCACGCCUCUAACGAAAUCUUCUUCCCGAUAAUCGCUCAGGUGAUUAACGUUAAUUGACGUUUCCUAAACGGCUUCAAGGAGAAAAGACGUUCUGAUGUGACUUCCGACGUUUCCAGUGACUUUGAAAUGCAGUUUCGAAGUGUCUUAUCGUAUCAAGUCAAGCCGACAGCAAGAAAUCAUGAAUUUCUAAAUUUGACGGAAUGAACAUUAAAUUAUUAGUAAAACUUUAUAUAUAUUACUUAUAAAAUGUAUAUUAUCAUUUUCUUUUUUGAUCUUAGAAGGAGAAAAUACAAAUCAAUCUAACGAUUUCAAUCGAUAAUAAAGUCAACAUUUUCUAUUCUUAAUGGAAAAACUGAAAGUUUCAUGCACAAUAUUAAUAUAUAUUUUUAUACGGACUCCAUUUACUCCGCGUUUUGAACAUCCUAGUCAUAUUUUAUUGUAACUAUAUAUUUUAUUCUAUUACGCUUACAUUUUAUUGUGCGUACUGUCAUACUUUCUGCGUAGUCAUAUUUUCAUGCGCAUUAAAAUAACAGAACUGAAAA